This is a messenger RNA of Nyctereutes procyonoides (raccoon dog), 1139 nucleotides long. Its product is annotated as keratin-associated protein 5-5-like. The record is from RefSeq and is a predicted model, not a curated record. The transcript has a single exon. The coding region runs from base 78 to 725 and encodes 215 amino acids. NCBI's taxonomy places the organism in Eukaryota, Metazoa, Chordata, Mammalia, Carnivora, Canidae.
CCCAGGAGGCUCCACACCUGAACCCCUCCCCUUGCACCUGCUCCUCUGACCUGCUCCACCCUCCACCCACCAGAACCAUGACCUGCUGUGGCUGCUCUGGGGGCUGUGGCUCCAGCUGCGGUGUGCCUGUCUGCUGCUGCAAGCCCGUGUGCUGCUGUGUGCCGGCCUGUCCCUGCUCUAGCUGUGGGUCCUGCGGGGGCUCCAAGGGGGGCUGUGGGUCCUGUGGGGGCUCCAAGGGGGGCUGUGGGUCCUGUGGGGGCUCCAAGGGGGGCUGUGGGUCCUGUGGGGGCUCCAAGGGAGGCUGUGGGUCAUCCUGCUGCCAGUCCAGCUGCUGCAAACCCUGCUGCUCCCAGUCCUGCUGCUGCAAACCCUGCUGCUCCCAGUCCUGCUGCUGCAAACCCUGCUGCUCCCAGUCUUGCUGCUGCAAACCCUGCUGCUGUGAGUCCUGCUGCUGUAAGCCUUGCUGCUGUGAGUCCUGCUGCUGUAAGCCUUGCUGCUCCCAGUCUUGCUGCUGCAAACCCUGCUGCUCCCAGUCCUGCUGCUGCAAACCCUGCUGCUGUGAGUCCUGCUGCUGCAAACCCUGCUGCUCCCAGUCCUGCUGCUGCAAACCCUGCUGCUGUGAGUCCAGCUGCUGUAAGCCUUGCUGCUCCCAGUCCAGCUGCUGCAAACCCUGCUGCUCCCAGUCCAGCUGUUGUGCCCCCAUCUGCUGCCAGUGCAAGGUCUGAGGCUGUGACUCCUACUGAUCCAGGUUUCCCCAGCUACGUCCUGUGCUUCAUUGUUAAGUUCCAAAUCACAUCUUGGGGGCCAUCGCCCUUGUAGAAAGAAGCCAGAUUUGGUUUCUAGUUCCUGAGGAAAAGCCAUUCUAAUGUUCACUGUCUCCUGACAAAUCCAUUCCCAAGUCACCUUCUGCCUGCAUGUCCCUCCUCUCCCCUGACCUCACCCUGAUUGGUCCACUGACAGGCAUGGGCUCCAGCUGAAGUCCUGUUUUCACUCCAAGAGGAUGUAAGUGUUGGUGUUCCACUGGGAACAAAGUUGUGGUUAAAGAGACUUCCUUGGAGCUGCUUUGCAUGUCAAGCACUCUGAUUUAUCUUCAAUCCUAUGUUACAAAUGAAUAAAAACAUCGUGUUGACAAAUUGAAA